Elephantulus edwardii (Cape elephant shrew) is the source of this 1060-nucleotide messenger RNA. It is a transcript of the gene TAAR5, whose product is annotated as trace amine associated receptor 5. NCBI's taxonomy places the organism in Eukaryota, Metazoa, Chordata, Mammalia, Macroscelidea, Macroscelididae. The record is from RefSeq and is a predicted model, not a curated record. Gene Ontology annotation, molecular function: trace-amine receptor activity. Gene Ontology annotation, biological process: cell surface receptor signaling pathway; G protein-coupled receptor signaling pathway. Bases 42 to 1055 code for a protein of 337 amino acids. The transcript has a single exon. Gene Ontology annotation, cellular component: membrane.
GGCCAGUUUUCAGACAGAAGAAAAAAGAGCAGAAACCAUAAAUGAGUGCUGUGCCCAACCAAGGUGCUGAAGAGCAGCCCCAGGCUUUCUGCUACCAGGUGAAUGGGUCUUGCCCCAGAACCAUCCAUCCUCUGGGUAUCCAGUUGGCCAUCUACCUGGCCUGUGCAGCGGGCAUGCUGGUUACGGUUCUAGGGAAUCUCUUUGUGGUAUUUGCUGUGUCUUAUUUCAAAGCACUUCACUCUCCCACCAACUUCUUGCUGCUCUCCCUGGCCCUGGCCGACAUGUUUCUGGGGCUUCUGGUGCUGCCCCUCAGCACCGUUCGCUCGGUGGAGAGCUGCUGGUUCUUCGGGGACUUCCUCUGCCGCCUGCACACCUACCUGGACACCCUCUUCUGCCUCACCUCCAUCUUCCACCUUUGCUUCAUUUCCAUUGACCGCCACUGUGCCAUUUGUGACCCUUUGCUCUAUCCCUCCAAGUUCACAGUCCGGGUGGCUUUCAGGUACAUCCUGGUAGGGUGGGGGGUACCAGCAGCUUACACGGCCGUCUUCCUCUACACGGAUGUGGUGGAAAGGGGGCUCAGUCAGUGGCUGGAGGAGAUGCCAUGUGUAGGUAGUUGCCAGCUACUGUUCAAUAAGUUCUGGGGCUGGUUGAACUUCCCAGUGUUCUUUUUCCCCUGUCUUAUCAUGAUCAGCUUGUACGUGAAGAUCUUUGUGGUUGCUACUAGGCAGGCUCAGCAGAUCAACACCUUGAACAAGAGCCAGGCUGGGGCUGCCAAGCGUGAGAGAAAAGCUGCCAAGACCCUGGGCAUCGCCGUGGGCAUUUACCUGCUGUGUUGGCUACCCUUCACCAUAGACACGCUGGUUGACAGCCUCCUUAACUUCAUCACGCCACCUCUGGUAUUCGACAUUUUUAUCUGGUUUGCUUACUUCAAUUCAGCCUGCAACCCUAUCAUCUAUGUCUUUUCCUACCGGUGGUUCAGGAAGGCCCUGAAACUCAUCCUGAGUCGGGAGAUUUUCUCAGCACGGACACCCACUAUUGAUUUGUACCAAGAAUGACUCUU